Molecule: messenger RNA, 792 nt
Organism: Osmia lignaria (orchard mason bee)
Lineage: Eukaryota; Metazoa; Arthropoda; Insecta; Hymenoptera; Megachilidae
Product: cilia- and flagella-associated protein 300
Source: RefSeq, a predicted model, not a curated record
AUGGAAAUCGAACCGAACUACACGUUUGUGCCUCUUGUACAAAAGAAUUAUUUGGGAAUUAACGAUAAAGCUAUACAACAACAUCUUGCUAAAUGGGGAAUAAAGGGCAAUUUUGUUAUACAAAAUUUUUCAUUCAAUGAACCUUUUCAACAGUAUCACAAAUAUCAUUUAGCCGAAGCUUUCUUUAAAGAUGCUACAGUUUCAAAGGUAUUAUUAACAAAACAACGGAAUGGUUGGGUAAAGCAAGGUAUAAUAGCGACAACAGUAGAAAUAAAACCUGUGCCGUGUUCUGUUUUAAAUAUGUCAUUUUUCAAUAAACUAAAAGAUUUCGAAAACGGAGUUAUACACAAGUCUGGGACCAUUUGCAAAAGAUAUGAUAUGGAAAUAGAUGGUUUUCUAAUUUCGGAUAAUCUUAGAGGAAUGUUAUUGGAUGAAGAUUGUCCACAAUAUAAUUUAUAUUUCAAAGAUGAGAAAGAAGAAUUUAUAUUUCGUAUUUUUCAAUUGCUUAUUCUUGGAGGGGUAUUGUGUCAAUAUGAAGAUGUUUUAGAUCCAUACCUAGAAGUUACAAAAUCUAUUUAUAAAGAUUUAAUCAGGGUACAAAAAGACAAAGACUCAGAUUUGUCAAUUAGUACCUUAGUUUUGGAAAUAAUAGCCAAAGAUAAUAGAGGACAAGCAUAUUUUCCGUAUGAUCCAUUUCAUACACAAAAUGUUGGAUUCUUACUAGUAGAUAGUGUUACUCGCGAAAUUACAACAUUCUUACAUCAAUUUGGAGAAUAUUGUAUUUCCGAGUGA